ACAGAUCAAUCAACCUUUUUCGUUUGAUUGGCCACGUGUACUGAAUGCCUCGUGCACGCAAAUUAAUUAGAUACUGUGGCAGGUGAAUUUCGUAAACUAAGUUUCGAGGCACGAGAAAAAGGAAUCCUAUUUCAAACCCAUCAAUUUAAGCGACCUCAAAAUAACCAACUUCUGAAAUAAUGUGUAUAAAAUUGGAAAGAUUCGCGUACUUACGUAACCUAAUGUUAGAUUCGAUUUAUAUUUCAUACAUAGUUAUUAAAAGUCCAAGAAACAGGACCACAUACAUACUGGCUAGGUUUUACGAAAUUCAAAGCAUAGGGGUCAUAUAUAUAUAUAUAUAUAUAUAUAUUUUCUUUGCUAAACCAUAGGUCAUAUAUAUAUAGAGAAGCAAAUGAGACCACAGUUGUGACUUGAGACCUUCCUCACUCUUUCUCCCGAGUUAAGAGUUAGUGUGACUCAUUCUUUGAUAAAAAAGAACAAAAAAAUAAGAACGGCCAUGAAGGUAUAUGGAGAUGAGAUGUCAGCGUCCGUGGCACGUGUUCUUCUCUGCCUCCAUGAGAAGAACACCGAGUUCGAGCUUGUCCCUGUCAAUCUCUUUGCUUGCCACCACAAGCUCCCUUCUUUUCUCUCCAUGAACCCCUUUGGCCAAGUUCCAGCUCUACAAGACGAUGAUCUUACUCUUUUUGAGUCGAGGGCAAUCACUGCAUAUAUAGCAGAGAAACAUAGAGACAAAGGAACGGAUUUGACAAGACACGAAAACUCUAAAGAAGCAGCGAUUGUGAAGUUAUGGUCGGAAGUGGAGGCUCACCACUUCAACCCGGCGAUAUUCGCCGUCAUCCACCAGCUCAUUGUGGUGCCGCUUCAAGGCGAAUCUCCUGAUGCAGCCAUCGUAGAGAAGAAUCUGGAGAAGCUAGGGAAAGUACUCGACGUGUACGAAGAGAGACUUGGGAAGACAAAAUACUUAGCCGGAGAUACUUACACACUUGCAGAUCUCCACCACGUUCCGUACACUUACUACUUCAUGAAGACGAGUCAUGCCGGUUUGAUCAACGACCGUCCUAAUGUCAAGGCGUGGUGGGAAGAUCUCUGUUCUCGUCCGGCUUUUCUUAAAGUCUCUCCUGGCUUGACCGUUGCUCCCACCACAAAUUGAUCCAAAGAUUCUCACUGCGUCUUUUUUGUUUUCUAUGAUAUCAAGUUUUUGUUUCGUUUUUUGGGUGUUGUUUUUGCGUUUGCGCAUCCAGGGAAUCGAACCCUGAUUAGAACCGUGGGAGGGUACUAUGAUACCAUUACACCAGAUGCGCUUUUGUGAUGCGAGGCCCAAAAUAUUAUUCUUUCCAUAGCCGUUAAAUUUUGAGGCAUUAGAGCUUGUGUC
This is a messenger RNA of Arabidopsis lyrata subsp. lyrata, 1372 nucleotides long. Its product is annotated as glutathione S-transferase F13. Gene Ontology annotation, molecular function: glutathione transferase activity; glutathione binding. Gene Ontology annotation, cellular component: cytoplasm. Lineage: Eukaryota; Viridiplantae; Streptophyta; Magnoliopsida; Brassicales; Brassicaceae. Bases 497 to 1150 code for a protein of 217 amino acids. The transcript is spliced from 3 exons. The record is from RefSeq and is a predicted model, not a curated record.